Molecule: messenger RNA, 978 nt
Organism: Saccharomyces mikatae IFO 1815
Lineage: Eukaryota; Fungi; Ascomycota; Saccharomycetes; Saccharomycetales; Saccharomycetaceae
Gene: ATP12
Product: ATP synthase complex assembly protein ATP12
Exons: 1
Coding region: 1-978 (325 amino acids)
Biological process (GO): mitochondrial proton-transporting ATP synthase complex assembly
Cellular component (GO): mitochondrion
Source: RefSeq, a predicted model, not a curated record
AUGUUAGCAUCACUAAAAAAUAGUUAUGUUGUUAUCAGAUCUAUAAAAUCGAGAUUACCCCGGCUUUAUUCCCUAAGUGCUCAGCCAUUGGGAAUAGACAACACAAUUGAGAAUAACUCUCCUACGGAGACAAAUAGGUUGAGCAAAACUUCACAAAAAUUUUGGGAAAAAGUGUCAUUAAAUAGGAAUGUUAAAAAGGGCAAAAUUGCUUUACAAUUAGAUGGUACGACUAUAAAGACUCCUUUAGGAAAUGAAAUAAUAAUUGAUGAUACUAGGUCUCUCUUAGCAUACUUAUUGAAGCUGGAGUGGUCAUCCUUAUCCAACAUUUCCAUCAAAACCCACUCCCUGCCAUUAACAUCAUUGGUGGCAAGAAGCAUUGACUUACAAAUGAUAAAUAAACCUGACUGUGACCCUCAAUUAGUCGCAAAAAUUGGAGGUAACAGUGAUGUUAUAAAAAAUCAAUUAUUAAGAUAUCUGGAUACCGAUACAUUGUUGGUUUUCUCUCCUAUGAAUGAAUUUGAAGGAAAGUUACGCAAUGCACAAAAUAAAUCAUAUCUGCCCCUAAUUAAAGGCAUGGAGGAGUUUUUAUCCAAGUUUUCUUUCCAGUCUAAUGUUCAAUUACAAAUUUUAGAUGCUGAUAUUCAUGGUUUGCGGGGCAAUCAGCAAUCGGAUAUCGUUAAAAAUGCAGCUACGAAGUAUAUGAACGGCUUAUCUCAGUGGGAUCUUUCGAUUCUUGAGAAAACUAUACUAACUACGAAAUCCUUCAUUUGCGGCGUGCUCCUAUUGGAAAAUAAGAAAAAUUCUUCGAACUUACUUCCCAACUUGAAAACUGAUAUGGAAAGUAUUAUCCGUGCUGCUACUUUAGAAACUAUCUUUCAAGUUGAAAAAUGGGGAGAGGUUGAAGAUACUCAUGACGUUGACAAAAGGGAUAUCAGAAGAAAGGUUUAUACUGCCGCGAUUGCAGCUUUUACUCAAUAA